GUCUUUAUUCAACUUUACAACCUGAGCAGAGCUAACUUGCUCCAGAAGCACUGCAAUCCUCCUCUUCCUCCAAGUGAUUCAAACAAAGGACGCCAUGGUGUCUCUGGGACGACAGAUGCUGGGCUUUGCCCUGGCCAUCAUCGGCUUCUUGGGGACCAUCAUCGUUUGUGCUCUGCCCAUGUGGAAGGUCACAGCCUUCAUUGGAGCCAACAUUGUGACGGCGCAGGUCAUCUGGGAAGGUUUAUGGAUGAACUGUGUCACGCAGAGCACAGGCCAGAUGCAGUGCAAGAUCUAUGAUUCUAUGCUGGCUCUACCUCAGGACCUCCAGGCUGCCAGGGCUCUCGUGGUCGUCGCCAUCAUUAUUGCAGCCCUUGGGGUCCUCAUGGGCAUCGUCGGGGGCAAGUGCACCAACUUUGUGGAGGACCAAAAUGCCAAGGCCAAGGUGGCCAUCGCCGCAGGAAUCAUCUUCAUUUGUGCCGGCGUUCUCAUCCUCAUCCCAGUCUGCUGGUCUGCCAACACCAUCAUCAGGGAUUUCUACAACCCCAUAAUGACCAACGCUCAGAGGAGAGAGCUGGGAGCGGCCCUCUACAUCGGCUGGGGCACAGCAGCACUUCUCAUCCUGGGUGGUGCCCUCCUCUGCAGCUCCUGCCCUCAAAAAGAUAGCCCAGAGUAUCCAGUCAAGUACUCCGGUGCCAGGUCAACAGCCACCAGCCGAGCGUACGUCUGAGAGCUCCAUUCCUUCCGACAAAGACUGCAAAUGAUUAGACUUUUUUUUGAGCCUCUGAGUUACUGAAAGCGCCACAGGUAAUGUCUCACUGUGAGAACAGAUUUUCUGGGAAAUCCAGAAAUCUUUGGUGGAGGCAAAAAGAGGGUGUUUCUUAAAGAAUGAGAAACACAUUGCAAAGAUGUGGCGCGAAACCCCAGUACUGGCAAGAAAAUCUUCCAACAGCAUGACGACUGGACUUAAUGGAAGCUAUUCUAUAUGUAGCUUGUAUCAAAUCUAAUUUUCCUCUGAAUGUUUGGCAAAUCUAGGCUGUGCUAGUCUAGAAGAUGGUUUACGAUGGUCAGAAAGAGCUACUAUGAAAGUGAAUGUGUACUGUACCAGUAAUAUAUAUUUGGAUUUAUUGUAUAAAUGUUUUACAAAAGUCUUUCUUUCAUGACAUUACCUAAAGACUGCUUUUGCUGAAUUGAAAACACUGAUUUUUAAAUAAAUGUUUACAUAACUAAUUAAAAAUUGUCUUUUUGGUUCAUCCAAAGUUGAAUAAUAAGGUUCUAUUUUGUCACUGACAUUCAUGUUUAUAGUAUUAAGUUAAAAAUCAGAGCACCGUAAAAUGAAUGCAACAGUACAAUAAAGCAAAUGCUGACGUAACCACAA
Molecule: messenger RNA, 1375 nt
Organism: Scophthalmus maximus (turbot)
Lineage: Eukaryota; Metazoa; Chordata; Actinopteri; Pleuronectiformes; Scophthalmidae
Gene: cldne
Product: claudin e
Exons: 1
Coding region: 95-727 (210 amino acids)
Biological process (GO): bicellular tight junction assembly; cell adhesion
Cellular component (GO): bicellular tight junction; plasma membrane
Molecular function (GO): structural molecule activity
Source: RefSeq, a predicted model, not a curated record